Molecule: messenger RNA, 1760 nt
Organism: Acanthaster planci (crown-of-thorns starfish)
Lineage: Eukaryota; Metazoa; Echinodermata; Asteroidea; Valvatida; Acanthasteridae
Product: piRNA biogenesis protein EXD1-like
Biological process (GO): piRNA processing; nucleobase-containing compound metabolic process
Cellular component (GO): PET complex
Molecular function (GO): 3'-5' exonuclease activity; nucleic acid binding
Source: RefSeq, a predicted model, not a curated record
UCCAAAGUUUGCAAAUAACCACAAAACUGUGCAAGGAUAAGUUUAAGUGAGUGGCCAAAUUCAUCAAGAAAAGCGGUUGCUAAGAUACGACAGCAAAGUACCAUGGCCACUGCAGGACCCCCACAAGAGAGAGGAGAUCCAGGAGGUAUGGGGCCUGCCUCUUGUCAUUACCGACUGAUUGACAAGGAAUCGCAGAUAAAACCAGCCCUGGAUGACAUCGGCAGAAGCCCUAUAAUAGGGGUCGACUGCGAAGGAGAGGCACUCAGUCGAAGGGGGAAACUGUCAGUUAUUUCCAUAGCAACUGCAGAUCAGAUCUACCUCUUCGAUAUUGUGGUACUGGGGAAGGGCAUUUUCGAUGAAGGUCUCCGGGGUAUCCUAGAGGACACCGCUCGACAGAAGUUGAUGUUUGAUUGUCGUCAGGACUCCGACUGUCUUAUGCAUCAGUAUGGUGUGAAGCUUGCGAAUGUGCUGGAUCUGCAACUUCUUCAGAUGCUGGACCAAGAGUUUGAACAGAGCACAAUUUUGGAAGAGCACCCUCGAGUUGAGAGUUUUUUAUCUUGCCUGAAAGAGUAUGUGAAGGACGAAGACCUCAUCAAAGCGAAAGAAGAAGGGAAAGAAAAGAUGCACAGAACCGAUGUCUGGCUUGAGCGCCCCUUGAGUGGUGUCAUGCUGAAGUACGCAGCGUGUGACGUCAUGGGUUUCUUUAAACUGUAUGGUGAGUUGAAACACGUGUACAGUGGUCACAACGUCCAGCGACUGCGCGUUGCCUCGGACGUGUACCUCGACUUCUUCCGAUCGCGCCCUUCUCGCCUUUAUGAUGAGUACGAAGCCAAUGCGUUUUUUGCCAAUGUACGUGAUCCUCGCCAAGGGGAGCCUCCAUUUUCCUUCAGCUCAUACAGAGUGCGUCGGCUGCCAUCGUAGGUUUCCCCGCGCAGACUUCAGCAAAACUCAGCUGAGAAAAGGUAUCCAAAGAUGCCCCGUGUGCAAGAAAAUCAAGCAUGAUAUUGAUGAAGAGGCAAACUGGGAGAAGCAAAUACGUGACAACGAAGACUCUUAUGAUUAUGUUUACGUUGAGGAUGAACAUGAUUAUAAUCGUGAUAAUGAUUAUCAUGAACGCUAUUUUGCUUGUGACUAUGAUAAUCAUUAUUACACUGCAAAAACUAUGAAGUUAGAUUUGUAACACCAAUCAUUUUAUUCUUUUUGAAUGGAAUUUGGUGUUACGGAGGAGUAUUACCGGCCUACAUGAUAGGCAUACAGCCUAGGGAAAGGAAUGCCUUUAAAAAGACUCCAUCCGAGCUAAAACCGAAGACAAAAUAUCCAAAUAGCCAAACACAAAACACGUUUCAGCCCAUAGAGUAAUUUCGUUGGCUUAAUAUUGGCAUGCCAUGUACCCAGUGUCCUCUCAUGAGGGCCAACUAUAACGUCACAUACAUGUACAAAUUUUUUGUACAAGAUUUUGCAAAUCUGUUUAGAUUUCAAAAUAUACGUAGCAGUAAUACAUGAUCAAGUUAAAUGUCCUGUCGCCGAUAGAUUUGUUAUUUGAAAUUCAAACCUCUUUGUAUAAUUUCUUCAAUUUCCAGAUAUUGUGUAACACCAAAGCAAAACGAUUCCCCAAGGACCACUGUAGUUGAGCAUACACCAUUCGGGUAUUGAAAUUUACACCAGUAUAAGUGUGGCUUCUCGUAAUGCCAAAUAACAGGGCUAGUGUUACCUAACACAAAAUUCCUUGCCCAAAAUAAACAUCAUUGGAAUUACUUUGU